Messenger RNA from Photinus pyralis (common eastern firefly), 4221 nucleotides. RefSeq names its product phosphoinositide 3-kinase regulatory subunit 4 (gene Vps15). Bases 101 to 4090 code for a protein of 1329 amino acids. The transcript is spliced from 13 exons. Gene Ontology annotation, cellular component: phosphatidylinositol 3-kinase complex, class III, type II; nucleus-vacuole junction; phosphatidylinositol 3-kinase complex, class III, type I. Lineage: Eukaryota; Metazoa; Arthropoda; Insecta; Coleoptera; Lampyridae. Gene Ontology annotation, biological process: late endosome to vacuole transport; autophagy of peroxisome; protein targeting to vacuole. Gene Ontology annotation, molecular function: protein serine/threonine kinase activity; protein binding; ATP binding. The record is from RefSeq and is a predicted model, not a curated record.
GAUCGAAAAUUGAACUGUCAGAAGUUACGUUUUGUAAAUAUUUACCUCAAAAUCAUAAAAUUCUCGAAAAUCUUUGUUUGGAAAUGAUGAUUUAACAAAAAUGGGAAAUCAACUUGUAGGAAUUGCUCCAUCCCAGAUAUAUCCGGUCGAACACUACCUAACGGAUCUUCCUGAAAUAAAAUUCGAUACAAGUUUAGGUAGCACGCGUUUCUUUAAAGUCGCACGCGCCGAGUCUCAAGAGGGAUUGAUAGUUGUUAAGGUGUUUGCCAUUCACGAUCCUACCUUACCGUUGCAGCCAUAUAAAGAAUGUCUGGACGAUAUUCGCAUCAAACUGUCAUCUGCCGUGAAUUGUUCGCCAUUCCAAAAAAUUGUCGUUACAGAAAAGGCCGGACUGAUAAUGAGGGAGUACGUUAAGUACAGCUUGUACGAUCGUAUAAGUACCAGACCAUUUUUAACGAACAUCGAGAAACGUUGGAUAACGUUUCAAGUGUUAUACGCAUUACAUCAGUGCCAUAAGGUUGGAGUUUGCCACGGCGAUAUUAAAUUAGAAAAUAUUACUGUGACUUCGUGGAAUUGGGUGCUGCUUGUGGAUUUUGCGUCCUUUAAACCUACAUUCCUACCCGAAGAUAAUCCGGCGGAUUACUCGUACUUUUUUGAUACAUCCAGGAGACGUACUUGUUACAUAGCUCCGGAGAGGUUCAUUAAAACUUUAAGUUCGGAAAGUACAUCGCUGUUUAACGAAGCUCCCUGUAAUUUAGGCGAGCUUAAACCUGCAAUGGAUAUAUUUUCAGCUGGCUGUGCUUUAUUAGAGUUAUGGAACGAAGGGCAUGCCCCCUUUGACCUAUCCCAAUUGUUAGCAUAUCGUUCUAACGAGUAUUCUCCACAACGACAUCUGGACAAAAUCGAAGAUGCCGCACUGCAAUCACUGCUCGCGAGCAUGAUUCAACGAAAUCCCGCGCACAGAUUAUCCGCCGAACUGUAUUUGUCACAGGAGCGCGGAAAACUAUUCCCAGAGUAUUUCUACACGUUUCUCCAGUCGUACAUGCAGAUGUUUUCGGCGAGUCCCAUAUUAUCGCCGGACGAAAAGAUUGUUAGAUUAAAGAACGAUAUUAGGAAUAUUUUUAAAUUUUUACAUCCAAAACACGAUGGGGACUUUGAGGACGAUGCUGAGGAGAAUGAGAAAUUAAGGGAUGAUAAUGGUUUGGUAAUAAUAACGGCAUUAGUUACUUCGUGUGUGAGAGGCUUACAUGACUGUACGUCUAAGCUCUUGGCUUUGGAGAUAUUGCUCGAGCUUGCAUCACAUGCGAAUGAAGAAACAAUUUUGGAUAGAAUUUUACCUUACAUUCUGUAUUUUGCCCAAGAUUUGAAUGCCAGAGUGAAGGUGCUGGCAAUUAAUGUUAUAACUCAAUGCUUAAACUUAGUUAAACACAUUCCACGAUCGGACGCGAACAUUUUUCCCGAAUACAUUUUACCCGGUCUAGCUCCUUUGGCGAUCGACCCUAGCGUUAGCGUACGUGCGGCGUAUGCACAAAAUAUAGCGACACUAGCCGAAAUAGCGUUAAGAUAUCUCGAGCAGACGCAAACAGAUUGGUGCGAUAAGACGAAUUCGAGUAAACAAAAAGACGUUCCUCAUAUUAAUUACGAAAUUGAAUUGCAAACGCUACAUGACAUGGUGCGACAGUCGGUCAGCGCACUUUUGACGGAUAGUCAAACGUUGGUUAAGCAAACCCUUAUGGAAAAUGGAAUUACGAAAUUGUGCGUGUUUUUUGGAAAGCAGAAAGCAAAUGAUGUACUUUUAUCGCACAUGAUUACAUUUUUGAAUGACAAGGAAGACAAGGAGCUGCGAGGAUCUUUUUUUGACUGCAUUGUUGGCGUAUCCGCGUAUAUCGGAUGGCAUUGUUCGGUUAUUCUUACACCACUAUUGCUGCAGGGUUUGACAGACUGUUCGGAAUUUGUUACUACGAAAAGCAUUCACGCAAUGUCUGCUUUAACCGAAUUGGGUUUAAUAACGAAACCCGGUUUAUGUGAACUAGUAUCUGAAUGUUCCUGUUUUCUAGUUCAUCCUAGUUUGUGGGUACGUCAGGCCGUUGCCGGUUUUGCGGCAACUGCUGCGAAAACCUUGUCUGUGUUGGACGUCCAAUGUAAAAUAAUGCCGCUUUUACAACCUUACAUGAGAUAUCCACUAAUCCAAAUAGAUCGACCUGAACUUCUAUUGGAAUCACUUGUUAGUCCCAUUCACAGAAAUGUCUACGAUAAUGUGAUUAAAUAUUCCGACAUUGAGCUGUUAUUAGACACUUUAAGAGAACGGCAGAAUGCUAGAUUAAUUGCCAGCUCUGGAAGAAUUCCGAGUUACACUGAAAUGAGGCAGUCGUUAAAAACUGUAUGUUUAUUUAGGCGCUUGGAAGCAGAUGGUAUGUGCCCAUCAGUCGAAGACUAUUUACUUACAAUGAGCAAUCAUUUAAAAAAAAUUCACAAACACAAAACAAGCGCAGACGCUAAGCACAAUAAACAAAGUGAAGGAAAAAUUGAGAUCACCACCCCCAUACGUACUCACGUUUAUCAUUUAAGUGACGCGAGGAAUAAGGCCGACUUGUUGCAAAACCGUAGAGCUCGUCGUCUUCCAUCCACGUCUCCCAUUGAAGCGAACCCCAAUUUAGAGUGGAAUGUGGUCGGAGCCGAAAUACUGCCACGCGCUGCUGAAUCUUCAGGCAGUCAGCCGUCCACGCCGCCUCCCGAAAGCCAAAGCGCAUUCAUCGGGGUGGAGCAUGGUGUGAACAUGAGUGUACACGAGAGAUCUUACAUACAAUAUAGGACAGCUAACUGUAGCGUUGAUCUUGGAAAGUUACUGCAUAGGCAACAGGAUCAUUAUUUGGAGGCUUUACGGAGUAAGGAGUGGGCGGAACAAGCGGCAUGGCGACCUCAACUGCCGCCGCCAGGUUGGCGAUUGCGUGGAUCUUUGGUCGCCCAUCUACACGAGCAUCGAGGUCCAAUAACGAAAUUGGCGCCCCUGCCCGAAACCCCGUUUUUCGCCAGUUCCUCUAAGGACGGAUUCAUUCGAAUAUGGGACUGUUCGAAAAUGGAAGGGAAAAAUAUCGCAAAUAGAUCUAAACAAAGUUACAGGGUGCCUGGCGGUGUGAGCAUUUCGGGGAUGGCGGUGUGCGAAAACGGGCAGUCUCUGGCGGCAGCUGCCGAUGAUGGUUCAAUUUUAGUUUUAAGGGUCGAACCGACCAGUAGCAGGAUGACACUUGUCCAAGCGAGACAGCUGAAUGCAGACGAAGAUGGGUGUGCCGUAGACGUGCAAUAUUUAGAUGCGGGUCCCCAGAGUGUUUUGGUUUAUGCCACUUUGUAUGGCUCGUUAGUAGGCUGGGAUUUGCGCGCGUCAGGAACAUCCUGGAGAUUAGAAAAUGGUCUCAAGCAAGGCGUCAUAACAUCAUUUUGUUUAGACUCUCAUCAGAAUUGGAUUACAAUCGGAACGAGCAGUGGUUAUCACAUAGCUUGGGAUUUACGAUUUCAACUGCCAAUAGCAACAGUGGAACAUCCUUCAGCUGCACGAAUCCGAAAGGUGAUCAGUCAUCCAACCGAACAAUCGUGGAUAAUUUCAAGUGUUCAGGGAAAUAAUGAGAUAUCAAUGUGGAAUUUGGAAACGGGAUUUAGACAGAUUACUUUGUGGGGCAGCAACUCUCCGCCUUUCUCCAAGGCACAUGGAAAUAACCAAAGUGUUUGCGCAAUGCAGGCAGGUUGCAUUGACCGCGCCGGCUUUCUUCUGGCAGGUGGUACCGAUCAACGAAUCCGGUUUUGGGACUUGGAAAGUCCCACCGAAUCCUAUUUGGCUAUUCCCGCUCCUAACGAUCCGCUAAUUGGUAACGCCCUGACCUAUGAUAGGCGACUGAUUGACGGUACGAGCGUAAUAUACGCAGUCGCGCAACCGAGUCAAAUAAAGGCAGGGAAAGGUGACGAGAUACCUCGAGGCGGACCGGAACCUCCUCCUCCCGGACAUCGUGAUUGUAUAAGUGAUAUUUCUCUUUGCAAGGCAUCGCAAUGCUUUUUGCUUAGUGCUUCUCGAGAUGGAGUAAUCAAAGUUUGGAAGUAGAUUUUAUUUCAAAUGUCAGAAGAUUCGAUCUUUAAUUUAUUCAAAGUCGUAUGUUAGUAGGCAAUUUUUGUACAUUUAGUUUUGUACUGCAACCUGUACUGUGAUUUUAAUGAAUAAUAAGUUUAAACAAA